Hylaeus volcanicus is the source of this 1034-nucleotide messenger RNA. RefSeq lists its product as uncharacterized. The record is from RefSeq and is a predicted model, not a curated record. The transcript is spliced from 5 exons. The coding region runs from base 142 to 864 and encodes 240 amino acids. Lineage: Eukaryota; Metazoa; Arthropoda; Insecta; Hymenoptera; Colletidae.
UACAACAACUUGAUUUUGAGUAUCGUACAGUUUGCGAUAAAAGAAAGCGAUAUUUACGAAAACUAAAGUGUCGUGAGAUUCUCUUAUUUUCCAUUCAAAAUAAUAAUUUGAACAUACAUUUUCGAGGAAGGUUUUUAUAAAAUGGCUGGCAUAUUCAAUUUAUUUGGCGGAAUAUCAGAUCUUGAUAAAGAUCCAGUAGUAAAAUCUUUAUCAAGAUCGAAAACUUCUCUUGGAGUACAUGGAGCUUCUAUUAAAACCCCCAUUCAACCGAAAUCAAAAGGAUUAUCGUUUAGAUCUAAUUCUGAUUCAAAUGUACCUGCUAGUCUAAAUCUGAAGAGUUUAAAUAAAGAUGUAUUUAAUAAGCAACAGGAAUGUUUGAACCUAAAGGUUUCACAGUUAGACAGCAGUGGCAUCAGCAGCAGUCCGAUAUCACCUCAAAAAGAACUUCCAGCAAAGAAGCUAACUUGUCAUCCGGAUAAAAUAAAGAGUGUAUCUCCAAGAAAUGUAAUAUUUGACAAAAAUAAUGUGCAAUCACAAAAGCCAUUUGAUGAUUAUGUCUUCAAGGAACCAUUCCUACAGAGAAAUUUAAUUAUGAAGUCCUACCCUGAGCCAGAAAAUCUGGCACCAUAUUGUGAUAUGCAGGCUGAAUUUGAUAAUAUUUAUUCAGUAGUCCUAGAAAAUGAAUUUUCAAGUGUAUUUUUGGACAAGGAGAAUGAGGACGAGGGAUUUGUAUCAGAACCAGAACUAUUGGAGGUUGAAUUACCAAAAUUAUGUCUGUCACCUGAAUUCAUUGAAGAAAAACAUAUGGAAGACUGGACUGUUGAUUUAUCAAAACUAGAAGAUGAUGACGAUGACAUAUUCUAAUAUCGAUACUACAACAAUCUAUUAACUAUUUUAUUUAAUACUUAAUUUAAUAAUAAUUCUUUUAUUUUAUCAGUAUUAUUUUUCUUUUAUAUAUAUAAUUAAAGUGUGAUUAUGAAUGUAAACUUGAAAGAAGACUAUGUGCCUUAAUAAAUAUUGUAUAUUUAAAGAAA